Molecule: messenger RNA, 2049 nt
Organism: Anopheles gambiae (African malaria mosquito)
Lineage: Eukaryota; Metazoa; Arthropoda; Insecta; Diptera; Culicidae
Product: odorant receptor 43a
Exons: 5
Biological process (GO): detection of chemical stimulus involved in sensory perception of smell; sensory perception of smell
Cellular component (GO): plasma membrane
Molecular function (GO): odorant binding; olfactory receptor activity
Source: RefSeq, a predicted model, not a curated record
AUGAAAAUCUGGGAAAAGUACCUUGAACGUAAGCGCACACUUUACCAUGCCAAGUAUCAAACCCCUCAUCAGCUGUUCGACGCUGCGUGCGACAUAGUGAUCAAGUGUUUUGCUGUAUGCGGUGGCGAAAGGAUGAAACCGGGCUACACACGCCGCAAUGCACGGUUGAUCUUCCUGGUGACGGAUCUCAUUCUGUAUCUGUUCGUAAACCUCUACUCGAUCGCGAUCGUUUGGGGAUCGCUGAUGGAUGUUGUGUUUUGCUUUGUUACGCUGGGAAUCGCUAUACAGGGUCUAGCAAAGAUUGAAGCCUUCACCUGUCCGGAGCUGAACGAUCUGCAUCUGUACAAUGUGGCACGGUUCAAAGCGCCCCCUCGCUUCCCGGAAGUUGACGAGGCACUCUUCCACACCGCCACCAUGUGUAUGGUGUUUAUACGCAUAUUCGCCGUAGCGUUCUCGAUCGUCGCCAUUGCCAUCUACUCGUACGCCAUCCUGAUGCCUUUGAUCGAGCACGAACUAUCGCUCGCAUUUGGGUUCUAUCUGCCGUUUGUCGAUUAUCGCACGCCUGUCGGAUUUGCCAUCAACUGGGUGUAUCAGUUUGUGCAGGUGCUGGAAGGAUGUAUUGGGCUGAUGGCGUGCGACUCCUGUCUGCUGGUACUGAUCAUGAAUGCUACCGGUCAGAUGGACGUUAUCAUUGUCUAUCUGAAGCAGCUGACGCUACUGAUAGAUAAUAAUCACACUGGACAACAUGAUGAGGAAAUUGCAGAUAUUAUAAAAGAAAUUGUGCUCAAGCAUUUAGAGCACACCAAGUACAUGACGGACAUGGAUAAGCUUCUCAAAAAGCAGUUCUUCAUCAACUUUGGAUGCAUGAUUUUCGAGCUCGUUGCAUCACUAGCGAUCGUUGUUAGGGUAAUUAAUCAUAGGUUAAGAUCUUAAAGUGCUUUAAAUAACUCUUUUUCUCAACCUUCCACUGAAUCUCAGGUUCCUUGGUAUCCAGGUAUGGCGAUCUGUCUGAUUUGCACCAAUCAACUCUUUAUCAACUGUGCAUUGGGAACAUUCCUAUCAUCGAAGAAUGAAAAACUGGUGGAGGAGAUCUACAACGUAAACUGGUACGGACUGACGACGAAGCACCAGAAGACACUUCAGCAAAUAUUGCUCACCUCUCAACAUCCUGUGGUACUCUCCGAUGGGUUCUCACCUAUCGAUUUGUUCAACUUUGUAGAGAUAUACAAGAAGAUUUAUUCCUAUUUAAUGGUUUUGCAGAAAGUAUCUUAAAUACUUGUUAUAUGAAAUUAAAGUUUCCAACAUUGUAAUAACUUUAAAGCGCUUUAAUGCACACAAACACACUGCAAGUCGUUCCAGUUGAUCACUUCACAGAAAUUCAACCUCGAUGGAUGUUACGAUCCUAAUUUAUCAAUCCCACCAAACCUAACUCCAAACGAUAACGAGCCAACGAGGAACGAUCUCUCACACCCACAAAACCGAAACGUCUCGGGAACAUCCAACAUGCUCAAGCAUUCCCCAUGCUCACGAACAGGAAGCACAUAAAACACGGUGCAAAAAUCAAACAAUCACAUGAAUCACAUGUAACCGCGCCCGUCCUGUGCACUCCACGGCACGCCGGUGAAACGAAACAAUACAAACAAAAGUUUAAAGCCCCGAAAGCCGGCCAAACCAGAAAUCCAUCGAAAACGCCCCAAGUAGAACUUUUCGCCUCCUCUACCCCUCGGGGAGGAAUAAAAUCAUAAUCUCACUCGAUUCCCGACAAACCACCGCACCGUCGUCAACGCCGCCACCAGCCACGAUCGCAGCAUCGCCGAAAGGGGAACAUGGAACGAUGGAACAAACGAUACGGCACAAUCAACAGUUUCACCACGGCCAUUCUGCUGGCUGAUUAUAUGCUUAAAGUAUUAGUUCAUAAUAAAUUUGACCGAGGCUUGAAAUCGGGUCGAAUAUUGAAUCCGCGGUAAAGCAACGGAACAGCGCACAGAGAAACGGAAGAAGAAUAAAGCGUUGACCCGCAGCGUUGGCCCCUGCAAUUAACAUGAAUGA